GGAAAAAUGAUACGAAGUUUGGGCAAAUUGUCAGGUUUGCGCAGCCACUCGGUUGUUGAAGUGAAAAGCAAAUUUGGUGCAGAAUUUAGGAGAUUUUCUCUGAAUUGCUAUGAGCCUGGUGUGUUUAAGGACUUUUAUCAGUUUAUCCUGAACCUACACCAGCUGUUUCCCACAGAAAUCUACAUCAGCUAUGCAGAUGUACAUGGAGACUUACUGCCGAUAAAUAAUGAUUAUAAUUUCUAUAAAGCAGUUUCUACUGCACAGCCACUACUUCGCAUCUUCAUCCAGCUGCAAGAAGAACUGGACCAAGGUAACAUUAUUAGCAAAUGUGUGACCCGGAGAAAGAAAUCCACCAUAACAGUUAGUGCUGAUGUCAGCCACAGAGGCCAUGUUCAGAUUGGAAGUCCCCAGAAUUUCCGUCCAGUUUCCUCCAUAAUUGAUGUUGACAUCUUGCCUGAAUGCCACAGAAGAGUUCGUCUGUACCACCAGGGCUCAGACAGGCCUCUGGGUUUCUUCAUCCGUGAUGGAAUCACUUUCAGUGUAACUCCUCAUGGACUUGAGAAAGUUCCAGGAAUCUUUAUCUCACGUAUCGUUCCUGGAGGAUUAGCUGAGAGCUGUGGUCUUUUGGCCAUUAAUGACCAGAUCCUGGAGGUCAACGGUAUUGAAGUGAUAGGGAAGACCCUGGAUCAGGUUACAGACAUGAUGAUUGCUAACAGCCGCAACCUAAUCAUCACUGUAAAACCAGCAAACCAGACCAAAAGUAUAAGAAAUCCCAUCAUCUCUCGAAACCCAGAACUCCAACUUGAUGGCAAGGGUUCCAUAAGCUACCCAGGACUUCCUAUUAUUAUGCAAGCCUAUGAUUGGAUGCGUAACGACUCAGUGAGUGAUGAUGAUUCAGACAUGGUUGUGGACAAUACUGUGAAAUUCUCAUCCCAGUGCUCGAGUGCCUCUCCGUCUUCUCAAAUUAGCAUUCACAAUCACCACAGAAAUGGCCAUCCCUACUCUCAAGAACUGUGUCAUUCACAGCCCUGCCUCAAUUUCACAGCUAAUGCGGGGCCCAUUUCAUUACAGAGAGAACAGAGCUCACGGCAGCAUUAUCAGGGCAACCCAGCAUUCAGACAGAGAACGUCUAGCACCUUUGACAUCUUGGGUGCAUUAAGCCCAGAUCUGCAGCAGCGCCUCAUGAUACCUCAAUGGGCCAUGGAGGAGGAUGGAACUGCUAUUACUUUAUGAUACUAACUUUAUUUAAAUCUCUAUACUAAGGCAAUUUUUGGGCACAUUGAUUUUUUUUUAUGGAACAUAAACCACUGUACAAAAUAUUUUACAAUGGAUAUCAUAUUAACUCUUGAAAUCAAUUUUCAUUUUAAAGUAUAACUAUUAAUACAAAUAUAUUUAGUUAUUCCCCAUUAAUGCUCUCUCUAAAUCUGCUAUAAUAGCUAAAAAACUUUCAAAUAUUUUUGAUUACCUUCCUGGUGUGUGUGUGUGUGUGUGUGUGUGUGUGUGUGUGUGUGUGUGUGUGUGUGUGUGUGUGUGUGUGUGUGUGUGUGUGUGUGUGUGUGUGAUAUUUGAAAUUCUACUGUGUCCUAACUCCGUUAAAAAAUUAUAUUACAAUAUUGUUCCAGCUUUAGUGUUGUAUCUGUUGAAAAACCUGUACAUUUGCUCAUUUAUGCAGUUAUCCAGCUUCAGUUAUUGUUCACAUCAAGCAUGAGAUUCCAAUGUGAAAUCACUGACUUUAACCGAGGCAUGUUUGUUGGUUCAAGCUGACCAGUUUUGAGUAUUUCACAUGCUGAUCAGGGAUUUUCAGACAAAACUGUGCUUGAGGGGGGAUGAGCUACAUCAGAAGACCACUCCUGAAGCUAUCAAAGGCACAUACUGUACUCAACCAAUCUGUACAGCUGAAGAUUAAAAAAGUCCAAGUGACCAGAAGAGUUUGGGUAAGUCUGUGCCAAUCAUAGUCUGAAGUUCUUGCUCUUGGCAGACAGGAGUGGAACCUGAUGUGUUCUUCUGGUGUUGUAGCUCAUCCAUUGCAAUGUUUGAUGCUUUGUGUGUUCUUUUCUGCUUACCGCAGUUGUUAAGAAUGAUAAUUUGAGUUCCUUCCUGUCAACUCAGACCAGUCUGAUUAUUCUCCUCUCAUCUCUGAUCAGCUACACACCCUCCAAUCACAAGAUGUGCACCAUUCUGUAUGUGUGAAAUUCCCAGGAAAUAUAUCUGAAAUACUUAAACUAUCCCAUUUGCCACCAAAAACUAUACUACGGUUAAAGUAUCUAAGAUCACAUUUUCUCCAGUCUGAUUCUGAUUCAUGAUGUGAACAUUAACUGAAACUCUUGACCUGUAGCUGUAAGAUUUUAUGCAUUGUGCUGCUGCCGUGUUUGGAUGACUAGAUCCAGGUAAAGGUUAGUUUAGUGUUUAAAAGUUAAUUUAGUUUAUAUUAAAGUAGUUGGUAAGUAGAUAUACUGUAUUUGGUUUUUAAUGUUGAAUGUGAUAUUAAAUCGAUUUGUGUUUUUAUGAUUUUCUGUUCAGGAACAGAAUAAGGAAAGGCAUAUUUCAAGAUAAACUUAUUAGCUGAUGUCAGGUGUCAUGUUGUGUGAUGAUUAUCAUAGAUAGCAUCAUCAUAGUUUUACUCCACAUCACUACAUUGCCACCACAUUCGCCUGCGUCUUGCACAGGAUUAGGCUUAGGGUUAGGAAAGUCUGUAAAUUAAAAGCACUCAUUUUUCAAGCUAAAAUAUAUGGAAAUGUAUGAAAAAAAAACAUUUUGGGGAGGAAAAACUCCCAUGUUUCCCAUUUCAUGACAAAGUAGAAAUAAAAAAUCUUGGAACGUUUU
Molecule: messenger RNA, 2823 nt
Organism: Tachysurus fulvidraco (yellow catfish)
Lineage: Eukaryota; Metazoa; Chordata; Actinopteri; Siluriformes; Bagridae
Gene: pard6ga
Product: par-6 family cell polarity regulator gamma a
Exons: 3
Coding region: 7-1233 (408 amino acids)
Biological process (GO): regulation of cellular localization; centrosome cycle; establishment or maintenance of cell polarity
Cellular component (GO): cell cortex; apical plasma membrane; nucleus
Molecular function (GO): protein kinase C binding
Source: RefSeq, a predicted model, not a curated record